Molecule: messenger RNA, 10337 nt
Organism: Lepisosteus oculatus (spotted gar)
Lineage: Eukaryota; Metazoa; Chordata; Actinopteri; Semionotiformes; Lepisosteidae
Source: RefSeq, a predicted model, not a curated record
UUGUGGUCAUGUGAAUGAUUUGUGUCUUGUGAGUGCCUGAGAAGAACAAAAACAAAACAAGGUAGCAAAACAUAAUUGCGUGGAUAGAAACUGGUAGGAGAUGUCGAAUAAACUGGGAUCGAGUGAUCAUCUGAAGUAUAUGCCCAGACAUGUUACACUACUCCUUACAGGGGGGUGUUUCUUCUUCAAGUAAAACGGUUUGAGCAAAAUACCAAUAAGUAAUGGCUGCUUGAGCUUGGCCAAACCUAACACAGUACUGGAAAAGCUUUGCCUUGCUGGAGCUCAAUCAUAGCAAACACUGCACCUUUUCUAACAUGUGAGAAUGACUGAACACACUGCAGGGUAAGAAUGCAUGUGUCCAAUGAGACCUGGGUGAUGAACCAAGAUCCUGUCUGUGAAGCUAAGUGAAAUCUGAGGAAGCAGAUCGACAGCUGUUAUGAGCCUACAACUGCAGACAUGGCUGAAGCUGUGAGACCAAAGAAAUCCAAAGUGAAGCAGAGUGGGAAAUCUCAGGAAAAAAAGCAAAAGCCAAGUGAAGUCUUAAAAAUUGUGGGAAAAACUGGUGCCCCAGACUGCCAGGAAUCCUUUCCUGUUCCUCUGAACAAAGCUUUGCAGCAUAGGAACAAAGAUGACCUGCAGCCGAGCCAUGAGUUCACCGACAUCCCUCUGAGCAACGCAGCCGAGGGGCAAGUGAAAGGGGAGGAUGAUCUUCCAUGCACAGUGCCGUCAUUAUUGAGCCCAGAUACCAGAAAAAAAGAGAUUGAGAGAAGGGAGGCAGGGAUCAGCUGUGAAGGUGCUGUAAGAGCUGACACCAGGGGCCAGGAAAAUGCUGAUGAGGAAGGACAGGUUGUCCAGGAUGAGAAGGACCAGAGAGAUAAAGAUUUCUGCAAUGAUGGCACUCAAAAGCAUCAAGUCUUCAGAACAUGGACUAAAGACCGUAAUUCCAAAUGUUUGGACAUAGAUGCCCAGCCUUGCCAAGCUGGAAGAGGUCAGGAAGCCAGCAGUGCACUAGUUUCCUCCAUUAACUCUCGCUGGCAGGGUUUGUGUGCGGACCAGACCAAGGUGUGCGGAUUUCACCGCUUCCAGCAGGUGGUCUUGAAUGAGCCGGUCCUGGGGGAGCUGCGCCGGCUGUUUGAGGCCAAGGCUGAGCUCCUCCACCAGACGGUGGCGCUGCACUCCUACACCACAGUGCUGUCACGGCUGCAGGUGGAGUCCUACCUGUACGGCCUGCUGAGCAGCAACCCAAGCACCAGGGCCGUGGCCGUGCAGGAGUGUACUGCAGAUUCCCCUGAUCUAGUGGCUCAGCCCUCCUCUUUGCAGCCUCUGAAGGAGAGCAUCAGCGUCCUCUUCAGCUUCACUCGGCGGGUCAUUGAUGAUGCUCAGUUUCAAGGAGACAUCCACCUCUGGCUGCAGAAACUGGUGGCUGUCCUGCACAAGGUGGGCUCUGCUGGUGACCACCUGUACCUGCUCUGCCACCUCCUGAUGUGCCCUGCUGGGGUGGGCAAGUGGGCAGUAUCUUUUCUGCAGAUAAGAGUGCUGGAUAACCCCUCAGGAGUUUACCAUUUCAUGCAGGCUUUGGCCAUCUUGAUGUCCCCAGUAAGCAAUCGCGAGGACUUCCUUUGCCACAUGAAGCCCUGUGAGAGGACGGCCAACUCCAGCUGCAAGUCAGGAAAGGAGUCUGGGAACUGGACGCUGGUGGACGAGGGAGGAGAGGAGGAUGAAGAUCCUGAAACAAGCUGGCUACUUCUUGCUGAGGAUGAUCUAAUUGCUCUGUUCUCUCAGUUUCCAUUUGAUGAGCUUUUCAAGCAUUUGUUAGGAAUGACCUCAAAAGAUAAUUAUCAGCCUCAGGCAACAACCAGCCAGAAGAUGAUGAAAAUUUUUGCUUUUGCUUCUUCAUUGGUGGAACUGUUGGCUUUUGGUCUGGAAACGUACAACAGAGCUCGUUAUAGACAGUUUGUAAAGCGCAUUGGAUACAUGAUCAGGAUGACGCUGUGCUAUGUGAGUGACCACUGGGCUCAGUAUGUCAGUGUGAGUGGGGUUGGCAGGACCACGAUGCAGGAACAGUCUUUUUCCAUGGAAAAACUGCAGGUGGAGUUUGACGAGCUCUUCCUGAGAGCUAUGCUGCAUGUGCUCAAGGCUAAAAGGCUGGGGAUAUGGCUGUUCAUGUCAGAGAUGCCCUAUGGAACGCUUUCAAAUACCAUGCUCUGGAAAAUCUUCUACAUCAUGCAGUGUACAGAAACGGAAGGCACAGACUGGCGAAGUUCCAGUCUUAGUGUCGAAGCCUGUAUUCAGAGGCUGAAAGACCCAGAACAGCAGGAGAAGUUUGAAAGCUGGCUGUCGGAGAUAAACAGCUCUGAUGGGAUCUGCUUACUCACUACAUUUGCACACAUGGCCCAGCCCAAACGCACUGAUGCAGACCCUGAGUUUGUCCAAACAAUAGUGCUGCAAAUAUAUGAGGUGUCCUACGUUAGUGUGGCUACAAGAGAAACUUUCUCUAAGGUGGGCCGGGAACUGCUUGCUGCCAUAGCAACGGCCCAUCCAAGCAUCAUCUCUGUGCUACUGGAGCGGCUCCGGGAAACCAUUGACAAAGUGGGAAUGGUGUCCCUGUAUUUGUUCAAGGAGCUGCCUUUGCACCUGUGGAAGCCUGUGGCUGCAGAAAUAGGCGUGAUCCGGGAGUGGCUGCUGGGAUACAGUCUAUCCGCUGUGGAGAACAAACUGGCCUGCAUCAUUCUGGAAGGGCUGAACUGGGGCUUCCAUGAACAGAGUGACUGCCUUGUGCUUGAUCCUUCUUUACACUCUGAAGUAGCUUUGCUGGUUGUGGAAGCUUAUCAGAAAUAUCUCACUGACAAGCCCUACAGCGGGAUCAUCUCUGAGAGCAUCAAGCAGGUUUCCUAUCUAGCCAAUGUGGUCCGCAUGGGUCAUACACCAGAAGCCUCCUUUAAUCAGUGGGCAUGGGAUCUUGUAUUACGACUGAAACUGCAUGCCAAUGACCGCAGGCCCCAGGAUGCCUGGUCCCCCCUGCCCUCUACUAGCUUGGACAUCCCAGAAGUCACAGAGACUCCCACCAUGCACCCUGUCUUCAAAGCAGUGAAAGCUGGAAUACCAAUUGGAUGCUUCCUUGCUAUAGUGAUGACCACUCUCGGGCACAGGCUUGAGCAGUUUUGCAGUGAGGGAGUGAGUUUGCUGAAGAUCCUGGUCCAGUCACGCUACCUGCGAGCUGUGGUUCAUGUCCUUGAAAACCUUCUGCCUUUAGUCUACCCUUGUCAGUAUUAUCUGCUCAAGAAUGAACAAUUUCUGAGCUGCAUUCAGCUGUUUCUGCUGUUAGACAGUGGGACUCCACAGGGUGUGACACAGCAAGUCACGCACAAAGUCGCUCAACACCUGACCGGGGUAUCCUACGGUGAAAACGUCAAGCUCCUGAACAGCGUCAUCCAGACACAUGUGUCGGAGAGCUCCUGUCCUGGCCGGGUGGGUGCAGCCGCUGUGCUGGAGUUCUGGGCCCAAGUUCUGACGGCACAGAGUCUCUGGCACAGGGACAGGACUAUCCUGUAUCUUCUGGACCACUUGUGUCGAGCUGCUUUUUUACACCAGCAGGAAGAGUGCCUGCAGAAGCUGCUCUAUCAGCAGCACAAGAAUGCGCUGGGUUACCAUGGGGACCGGGGGCUGCUGUCAUCCUUUGUUGGUUGGAUUGUUGCUGGAAAUAUUACGCCGUCCUUCAUCGAGGGGAACUCUUUGCCUGGAGAGGUCUGGUUUGCCUGGGUGGUCCUGAACAUGGAAUCUAUUUUUGAGGAGGAUUCUCAGCUACGCCGCUGUGUGGAGCAGGAGCUGCUCACCAGCCCCUCUCUCCCUCCAGACCAGGCUCUCAAGAAAGCACAGGCGCGCCUCAAGCUGCAUGUAGUGCCAUCCAUACAGAGGCUGAUGGUGUAUCGCUGGGCACACCAGGCCCUCACCACCCCUGCAGACCACCCUCUCCUUCCUCUCAUCUGGCAGAAAUUCUUCCUGCUCUAUCUGCGCCAGCCUGGGCCGGAGUUUGGGUUGGAGGCUAAGGGCUGCAUCGGGCGGCGCUACUUUCACAGCCCGGCACACUCCAGCCUGCUGAAGGAGCUGCGACAGCGGUUGGUGGAAGUGGCUGACUUCCACCACGCAGCCAGCAAAGCCCUGAAGGUGCCCAGGACCUCUGAGCCCAGCGAGGCUGAAGUCAAUGCUGCGACCCCCACUACUGAGUACAUGACCUCCCCAGAACUGCACACAGAACUGGUCAGGCUGUUCAGUGUUUUUGCUGUUUGGCUGGAUGAUGAAAAUCUGCAGAAAAAAGAAAUUUAUUUUCCUUCAUUGCCAAAGCAGUAUGAUGCACACCGGCUGGCCAAAAUCAUGCAAAAUCAGCAGGACAUGUGGAUAGAGUUUGUUGAUAUUGAACGAGUCCAGCAUGAGUUGAAGGAAGUUCUGAGUCUCUGGGUUAAAAUUCAAACUGAGCCAUUGUUUCAACAUAACCACUUCAUAUCCAUCUUCACUGAUUUUAUUAACCCUCUGGCAGCAAGAGACCGUAUUCUGAAUAACCUAAAGAAACACGAUGCUCCGCAACCACCCUCAUCUUUGUCACGAAUGAGAGCUCCAGUCCCUGAUAUUUCACCUGGAAGCUUGUCUGAUGAAGAAACUGCAGCCACGCUUAUCCAUGAGAACCUCAGCAAACUGCAACACCAGGCCAAGCUGGCCACUCUGCGGGAGCUGCAGCAGGUGGCACUGGACAACGAUCUGCUGGACACUCUCCCCCAGCUCUACAUCAACCGAGAGGAGCAGCUGUCCAUGCAGCUGGAGUGUCGGGGCAGCGGGGGGAGGCCCUGUCAGGGCCCAGCGCACAUCACCGUCAUGUUUGAAGGAAUUCACAAGCUCGAGCCUAUCCAAAACCAGAUCCAGUCUCUGAAGAGAGACCUUAAGCAGCUCCAGACAGAUGCCAUGAAACCCCCUCCACAGAGCGUAGCUGAAGCUGCUGUGCACAUGGAGAAUUUCAUCACGGCCCUUGUUAAUACCUUUAAGAUGCAUCCUACUCCCAUUGUGCAGAAAGUGGGGAUUGCAGUCUUUUACAAAGUGGUGUCGUUUGUGUGUGAAGACACCCAGCGCCACCCUCCUACCAGGCAGUUCUUCUCCUCUUGCAUUGAAAUUCUGGGCCAGGUCUUUAUCCGGGACACACCAAAGGAGUGCAAGAAAAUGCUGAAGACCAUCCUUCAGAACCGGCAGCUCUGCAACCUGCUCUCCCCCUACUUCACCCCCAACGCCUCGCCCGCAGAGCUGGUCUCCCUCUACGAAGAGGUGGUGGGAGCUCUGCAUGUUGACAGCGGGGAUGUCGUCUUCAUGCUACUCACAAAGUUUGACCUAAUGCACUGGCUGUCCUCCAGUCAGCCGCUCUUCCCUGAGAGAAGCAGGCUGGUGGAGCUGAUACACAUGGCCCUGACGGCCUGUGGCCUGGAUCCUGAGCCAGAGAUCCUCAUGCCUUUUAACCUGUUCUGUAAACACUGGACCCAGUUACUGAGCUACCAAUUCCCCGAUCACUAUAGUGACUUUCUCCGGCUCCUUAUGCAGAGUUCAGCAGACCAGCUCAUUAGUCCUGAAUGCUGGAAGUCUUCUCUGCGGGUGCUGGGUUGUUCUUCUGCACUCAAAAAGGAAUCCAUUAAAAACCCACCUUCUGCUUCUAGAGCCAUCACUAUUUCCCUGUCGCCUCAACAAGUUCAGGAGACCAUAGAAUGGCUGUCAGGUUUCUUCCUGAAACUCCGUCUCUCAAAAGCUGAUUUCCGCAGUUUUGGGCUGUUUUCUAAGUGGGGUCCUUACCUGGAGGAAGUGAAGAUAUUUUGGAGAUACCUGGUGAACAAUAUCAUUACCUUGGAAUUUGCUGGUUUAGCCAAAGAGCCAGUGGGCAGCAACGUGGUACUUAACGCCCUGCUGACUUUGCACUCAAAGAUCAUUGGCCUUUUCAAGCCAUGGAUCCUGGUGCUGGAUACAGAUGAUCCGAGUAACCCUCGCUGCUUUCCGUGGCUGGAAACUGACACCCCUGCUGCUGCCAGUCUGGUGGCCAUGUAUUCCCAUUUCACAGAACGCCUGCAUGAGACGUUCAAAGAUAUGUUGCUGCCUGGCCAGAGAGAUGCUCUCAGGAUACAUCUGAUGCACUACUGUGAAACAUGCACCGCUCCCAAAAUGCCAGAGUACAUCCUGUACACAUACCACACAGAAUAUAGCCGGUUGCCUUGGAAGGACCUGCACCCAGACCAAACUCUCAUGAACCAGUUUUUUAAUGUAGAGAGAGGGAGUCCAAAGAGCUGUUUCCUGUUCCUGGGAGGUGUGCUGUGUGAGGUGAACUGGGUGAGUGUCCUGAGCAGUGCCUUGACUUCCCAGCCCAACCCAGACACCCAGAUCAUGGUCGUCUGUCUGCUCUACACGAUGAUCUUCCUUGCCAAGGAGGACCAACUUCUCAGCAAGCCUGACUCUCCACUUCUGAGUCUGCUUGGACAGUCCAGUUCUCUCCCUUGGCACCUUGUGGACUCUUCCUCCUAUCGCAAUGUGAUGGGCUAUGUGAACACCCAUUACCCCUCAGCUCUCAUCCUGAAGAGGGACACCUCCUCAGAACUUGUGGUCAAACUUCUGAAGAUGACUGCUGGCUUUGAAUCCACCUUUGAAGGAACACUGCACAGUGACAUGAUGCUGAAGUGUCAGGCCUUCAUCCACAUGGUUGUUCAGUUCCUGACUACCUUGGACCAGAAUGGGAACAUCAGCCUCUCAGAACUGAAAAGGGAGAUGGAGAGUUUGCUAGAGGACAUUGUGGUCUUCAACCCUCCAGAGACUGACCUGCGCCAGCGACACAUGGCUACGUGCAGCCUGUUUGCAGAGGUUCUGAAGGUGCUGAACAGUGCAGGUGUGUCCACUGCUGAGGCCCUUGGAGGGAUGCUGCACAGCUGGGUGGAGCGCAGGGCCUGGGCCCCCCUGGUCCUGCCCCUUCUCACCGCUGCUUGCUGCAGCCUAGCUUCUGUCCGCCAUAUGGCUCGCACCACUGAGGCCUGCAUCCUUGCCUACUUCACCGAUGGAGCCUGUGUGGAUCAGUACUCUGGGUGGGGCCCUAUCCUGUUGUCUCUCCAGGUGCCCGAGCUGACAGUCGAGGACUUUCUCCAGGAGAGUCUGGCGUUGGGCAGCUUCCUUACACUGUACGUCUACAUCCUCCAGAGGCUCAACCUUGAGCAGACUCUGGUUAAUGAGAAGAAGACUCUGAUGCUGCUCAAGACUUGGAUGAGCGAAGUCUUCCCCAGCAGUCCAGCUGAUGAGAGCAAGCUGUUCCUGUGGUGGCACAAGAGCCUGGAGCUGAUACAGGUGCAGGUGGACCAGGGCGAUGUCUGUGACCUGGAGCCCCUCAUCCAGACCCUGCUCAGCUUGCAGGCUCGGCUUGCCCAGCUGGGGGAAGAGAGGCUGGCCUCCGGGAUCCUGGGGGCUAUAGGUCUGGGCAAGAAGUCACCUCUUUCCAGCAGGUUCCGGGUUGUGGUGCGCAGUAUGUCAGCAUUCCUGUUAGUCCAGGUGCCUGCGGAGAACCGGCUCCGACUCCAGCCAGGAUCAGACCUGCAAAUCUCCCCUAAAGCACAGCAAGCACUUAACACCCUUGACUUGAUGCCUUCUACGAAGCAGUACUCUGAGUUCCAAGAAACACUCAGUCAAGCCUGUCAGUUCAUCAGAUACCCCGGCCACUGUCUGCUGGAUGGGAAUCGUCUGCUCGCUCUCCUCGUCAAUGCUCUCUAUGCGGAUUUGCACUACUUGGACAUCAUACGGUAGCACUUCUGUCCUCUGUUGACGAGAGGGCAGCAGCUGGGACACAGAACAGCAGAAUGUUUCCUCUUCAGACUGGCAUAAGAAGGUGGUGAAAUCACAGCAGUUUGGAACUACCUUGAAACGCACUGCUCCAUGGGUAUAGACCAAAACUUAUGAAUGCUAAAAAUGCCAUUUCUUUCUUUGAAAAGGGUACUGAAACACUGGAUUCCAUUCCCUAGCGAUGCUUUCUAAGAGGGGUAUUUCUGUCUCAGCUGGCAAAUUUACAAAAAAUCCCUCCUACCCUUUCCUUUGCUCAGCUCUUUGCACAGAUUCUUUAGAGUUUGGAGUCAAACCCCAGAUCUGUAUUAUGAACCCCUGAUCUGUAUCCUGGUAUUGACAAGUCAGGUUGUAAUUGAAUAAUCAUUGUCCUGCUUUGUGGAAUCCAGACCUAUAGAUAGAUCUCAGAUUGUUCUGAGUGUAGCGAUAACUCAUUUUUUCAUUUUCCUAGCAACAGCUGAUAAACUCUGAGAUGGAUUAUACUCUUACCACCAGGAGCUCCAGAAUUUGGAGGUGUUGCAUGUAGAACAAGACAAGUUUCAAAAAGAUAGUUUUCUUGGGUUUGUGAGUUUGUGUUGAGGUUUCACUUUCAUGCCUUGAAAUUCCAGUAUAAAGUUUGCGCUCAAGUGGCCUUGGAAAAUAAUUCUGAAGCAAAAAUGGGGUAAAACGCAGAACAUUUUUUGUUAGACAAAAUCUGUGCUAUUCAAAUUAAUUAAUGGAAUAUGAUAGGUAAUAUUUUGUUUCCAGUAAUUCUUUGACCAGUUACAAUUUAAAAUUUUCACUGCAUAUGUAAAUGAAGUUUUAAAAGUAUAACUUCUCUCACCAGAUGUUACAGAAAUCUUUAUAAUUGAAUCUACAUUCUAUAGUGUGUAUAGAUAUUUAAAAAGGAGAACGUUAUCUUUUGUCAGAAUGUACUUGUUGUUCACUCAUAAUGAUUCUUAUAAGUAUGAUACAGCAUAUAUUAUUGUAAUAUUGAAUGUUUCACCACCUUUCUUCCAUUGGGUUCAAAAUUGGAUUAGUGGCCACCAAACACCUUUUCCACCUAAUUUGUGAGUAAGGAUUUGUUUUAAUGCGUGCUUUCCCAUUGCACAACCACAGCAUCCCAAAUGUUUUUCAGAUGGUUCCAACUAGAUUUAUCUGACUCUUUUCAUGAUAAACUGUCAGAGAGUCAGAAACUGUCAGUAAUUGCUGGACUAGUACACAACUCACAAGAUCUUCCUGAAGGCACAACUCUGGUGCCUUACUGUACAAAGGACAUGCCUACCCUUUUCUAUCACAAGUCUUAUAUUUGGCUGUAAUCCCUUUCUCUUCUGUCAAAGAAAGAAAAAAAGUAAUCUCCCCCGACACAUACAAUCAUAAAUAUUUUAAGUAUUAUCCUGCUUUUUGCUGUUUUUUUGAAGUGCCAAACCAAUCCUUUCUCUCAUAAAUUACUGUCUACAUCUCUACAAAUGUGGGAAUGAUGAAAGAGGUGAGGUCCAAUAAAACUUUUAAUCUUUCUUUUCUCUUUAAAAAGGAUUUGAUUGUGAAUAUUCCACAUUUGAAGCAAAAUUAUUAAAAAAAACAAAACAUUCAAACACUAUUGAAAACAUAGCCUUUAAAUUAUCAACAGUAUAUUACACCAUGUAAGCAGUUUGUAAUGGUCUGCGUAGUAUUAUGCUUUAUGAGAAAGUAAGUACUACCAAUGCUUGGUACUUUGGUAUGCAACCAACAAAUAAUUUAACUUGUCAAUAAUACUGUGUGUUGAUUUCAGAACGUGAUUUUGAUUACAUGAUUUCACUGGAGUAUACAAAAUGAGAUAAAAUGUAUGAUUUAGUCAAAACAAAAACUGUAAGGGUACUUUGAAUUAGGCUUCAAAUAAAAAAAAUGCAUUCAAUUAUUGUGCUUCAUACCUUUUAGAAAAUAUAAAGACUUCACAAGACAAAUAAACUGAUACUGGAGUCAGAUAUAUCUUAAACACAAACAGACAUAUGUGUUAAAACCCUGAAAAGAUUGCAUGACAGCACCAUUGUUGAAUAAUAUUUAAUCUUGAAUUGUAAGACACAGUAGCUACAAAAAUGAUGGAACACCAAAUCUUUAAAACAUAAGAAGCUUCUGAAGCAGAUUUGAAGCGCUUAUUUCCAAUACAGCUACUAGGAUUCAGUAUGAUUUUUGGUCCAUUUACUUGCUCUGUUCAGACAGAAUAUCCUGGAUAACUAAAAUCAAAAUAGUAACCUCUAAGAAAGGUCAUUGCAUGCCAUCAACUAUUCUACCACUUCUUAUCUGCCUUAUCUGUAUGCUUCUCAUGUAUUACAGUUUUAUAUUCCCAUUGUGCCAUAGAGAUACUUGGGUUGUGCAAAAGCCUAAAUUUAAAUUUUGACUGUGUAACCUUUUAUUGAAAGUUAUCCAAUAAGAAAAAUCUAUAGCAUAGGUUGAAUGUAUGUUGCAAUUACAUUUGUAAAAAAAGAAGUCUUUAUUGGAACACUGUAUAUGUGAUUAAGUAAAAAUAAAAUUGUAUUUGAAUU